Messenger RNA from Penicillium antarcticum, 240 nucleotides. Its product is annotated as glycoside hydrolase family 3 protein. Lineage: Eukaryota; Fungi; Ascomycota; Eurotiomycetes; Eurotiales; Aspergillaceae. The record is from RefSeq and is a predicted model, not a curated record. The coding region runs from base 1 to 240 and encodes 79 amino acids. The transcript has 2 exons.
AUGCCCAAGCAAACUGGAAACCCAACAAAGCUCCUCCGCGGCUUUGUUGCUAUCCCCAUUUGCGAUGGAGUAACUCAGACUCGCAAAAUCUACCUUACUCGGAAGGAUAUCAGCUAUUGGGACGUUAUGACACAAACAUGGGUUACCCCGAAUGGAACAAUUUUCCGUUCACGUUGUCCCGAUGGCCAUUUUGGACAGAAAUCGAGCCGGCGGGAGAUAUGCGCAACAUACUAUAAAUAG